AUGAUGGGAUCAACGGAGGAAAGUCAUGUAAAGCUAAUUUGUGAAGAAAUGCUGCCAGCUAUAGAAAAAGCAAAAUCUGACGGGGAGCUGCACAAUUUGGAAAAUAUUGAUGCUUUCUGCGAGAAGAACGUAGUUGAAGUUGAAAAUACGAAGAAAGUCAUGGAAGAAGGCAAAAAACUAGGCUUGGCUGUAAAUUUCCAUGCUGAAGAGCUUACAAACAUUGGUGGCGCUGAGAUGGGUGCUGCCAUAGGAGCUCGAGCCAUGUCACAUUUGGAGCACAUUUCAGCCGAAGGCAUAGAAGCAAUGGCUAACAAAACAUUUCGAAGGAACGCGUAUGGUUUUGCACAGAAUCAUGUGCCUGUGUGGAUUCGAGGAGUGAUCGUUGCCCUUGGAUCAGAUUUCAAUCCGAAUGCAUAUUGUUUUGCAAUGCCAAUGAUCAUGCAUUUAGAUCUAGAAUAA
This is a messenger RNA of Strongylus vulgaris, 459 nucleotides long. NCBI's taxonomy places the organism in Eukaryota, Metazoa, Nematoda, Chromadorea, Rhabditida, Strongylidae. The record is from the annotation of a GenBank genome assembly.